Molecule: messenger RNA, 498 nt
Organism: Monoraphidium neglectum
Lineage: Eukaryota; Viridiplantae; Chlorophyta; Chlorophyceae; Sphaeropleales; Selenastraceae
Exons: 1
Coding region: 1-498 (165 amino acids)
Source: RefSeq, a predicted model, not a curated record
AUGGCAGACUUUGCCCAGGUGGGCCAGUUACUGGGGGAUGCCAUCGAACACAGGGUCGCCCAGGCGGUGCAGCAACACGUCCAGCCGGCGGUGCAGCAGGCUGUAACGGCGCAGCUGGGUACGACCGUGCAGGCAGCGCUGCAGCCGAUCCACCAAACCCUGACUCAGCUGCAACAUGACGUGGCGGGGGUGCAGCAGAGUUUGUUGGGGCUGCGGCAGGAUGUGCAGACCCUGGGCGCACGCCAGCACAACGGCGUGUGCUGCAGCGGCGUCCUCCGGGGCGCCAUCUCCAUCCAGUGGCCGCACCACGGCGGCGGCGCCAUGCCUGCGCACAUCGCGGGCCAGCCGCUGCCCGCCACGCGGGACGAGGUACUGCAGGCGACGGCACCUGUGGUGGACGGCAUGCUGUCCCUGUACGGCCUGCCGGCCGGCUCGACCGCUGGAAACGUGCUGCAGCGACAGAACGACCUGCUUGCGCAUGCGGGCAUCUAUGUGUGA